Colletotrichum orchidophilum is the source of this 1716-nucleotide messenger RNA. RefSeq lists its product as uncharacterized. The transcript has 3 exons. NCBI's taxonomy places the organism in Eukaryota, Fungi, Ascomycota, Sordariomycetes, Glomerellales, Glomerellaceae. Gene Ontology annotation, cellular component: extracellular region. The record is from RefSeq and is a predicted model, not a curated record. The coding region runs from base 1 to 1716 and encodes 571 amino acids.
AUGGUCCGCAUCAACUCUGCAGCCAUUCUGGGCUCUGCUGUUGUUGGCUUGACCAGCGCAGCCGGCGCCGGCACCAAAGCUGAGUACGCGUCCGGUGCGGCCCAAUGGGAAGAGGAAGCAGCUGCCGGUCUCAUGGAUAGUGCCAAGUACCCAGAGCUCGGCUACACCCCCUGCGUUGAUGGCUUCGCUGCGGCAGUUCCCGGAGACUUUAACAACACCUUCCGGUGCAGAAACAUCGAUCUGUACCACUUCUUGUCCCACGAACAGCUUGGCAGCUGGGGCGGAAGAGGUUCUUCUUCCUGGGGUUGGACUUCGGCCGACGGAAGAGAAUUUGUAGCUAUUGGCCAAUACGACGGUACCGCCUUUGCCGAAAUCAGCAAAGAGGGCAAGCUGGUAUACUUGGGUCGUCUCCCCCAAUACGACUCCAUCGGGUCAAACUGGAGAGAAAUCCGGAUUGUCGGCGACAUUGCAGUUAUUGGCUCCGAGGCUAUCAAGCACGGUGUUCAGUUCUUCGACAUGAAGAAGAUUUUGGAUCUCGACCCAGCCAACCCAAAGAACUUCACCCAGGCUGAGCUCACCGGCCAUUGGGAUGAGCUUCCCGUCGGCCGCACCCACAACAUCGUCGUCAACCACGAGCUCAACUACGCCAUUGCCAGCGGCUCUGUCGGCGGGAACGCGACGAUUCGCGUCAGAGACAACCUGCCCUGCCGCGGCGGGUUGAUCUUCCUCGACAUCAGCGAUCCCACCAACGUCACCAGCCCCGGCUGCGCCGCCGGCGACGGCUACGUUCACGACGCCGAGUGCCUCGUCUACCGCGGUCCCGAUACCCGCUACUACGGUAGAGACAUCUGCUAUGGGUACAACGAGGACACUCUGACCAUUUACGACGUCACGGACAAGACCGGCAACGUCACAAACAUCAUCUCCAUCAGCGACUACCCCGGCGCCGAGUACGUCCACCAGGGUGUCGUCAACAACGAGACGUGGCAAGAGUACCUCUUCCUCGACGACGAAUUCGACGAGCGCGACGCCAAGGUCGGCCCAAUGACCCAGGGCCUCCCCACCACCCACAUCAUUGACAUCCGCGACCUCGAAAAGCCCGUAUACACCGGCCACUACGCCGGCAAGACUCGUUCCAUCGACCACAACCAGUACAUUGUCGGCGGCUACCUCUACCAGUCCAACUACGGCAACGGCCUCAACGUCAUCGACGUCAGCAGCGUCACCAAAGACCCCACGGGCGCCAGCGUCUGCGAAGCCGGCUUCUUCGACAUCUACCCCGAAGACGACGAGGAGGUCGGGGGUGGCAAGGUCCAGUUUGCCGGUUCCUGGUCAUCCUACGCCAACUUCAAGUCCGGCUUCAUCCUUGUCCACACGAUUGAGCGCGGCAGCUUCGUCGUCAAGAUGACCUCCAAGGCGUGCCCCCAGGCGCCCGUCUGCCACGCCGAUAACUGCCUCCGCGCGCUGCGGGCCUCGUCCAUUCCGGAUCGCUUGGAGGAGUCCGUCGCGUUCUGCGGCAACUUCACCCAGCGACGGAACACGGACGAGGCGCGUUUGCCAGAGUAUGCCACGAGCGCUUGUGUCGAGAACAAGGACAGCGGCCCCGUCGAAAGGGUCAGCAGCGCGUGCGCUUGCAUUCCUACCCCUGUCGUGCCUGAGCUGCCCAGAACAACGACCCGGCCUCCUGUACCGACGGUGCUGCCUCCCAAAGCGUGA